ACUUUUGUGGUUGUGAUCAAAAUAGUAGCAUCCCUCCAUUUUUAAGAUCUUUCAGACAAACUUCUCCCCACUAAAAAUUUAUUGAGCAGCUUUAAUAAUUUCCUAUUGUUUUGGAAAAUAAUACUUUGAAAUAAUCUUCAAUGGCAUCAGUUGUAAUGACUUCUCUUCCGCAGUUCACUGGGCUUAGACCCCAGCAAGCUUCAUUCCCGGUUAAGAGCUUGUCAGCAGCUCUGCCAAUGAGGGGCAAAGGAAAGGGUGCAUUGGGUGCACGAUGUGGUGAUUUCAUUGGCUCAUCCACUAACUUGAUAAUGGUGACCUCAACAACACUAAUGUUGUUUGCUGGAAGAUUUGGGCUAGCACCAUCAGCCAAUAGGAAAGCAACAGCUGGUUUGAAAUUGGAAGUAAGAGACUCUGGACUACAAACUGGUGACCCUGCUGGUUUUACACUUGCAGACACUCUUGCUUGUGGCACUGUUGGUCACAUUAUUGGUGUUGGUGUUGUACUUGGUCUCAAGAACAUUGGGGCUAUUUAAUUAACCUCUUCUUAAUUAUGUGUUGGCUUAAGCUUGUAAAAUACAGUACUCAUUUUUAAAUGUUACUCGUAAUGUGCAUUAUGCAAUAUCUCGAUGUUUAUAAACUUACCAACUUGUUUAUUUUAUGAUAA
Chenopodium quinoa (quinoa) is the source of this 664-nucleotide messenger RNA. RefSeq names its product photosystem I reaction center subunit psaK, chloroplastic-like. Gene Ontology annotation, biological process: photosynthesis. The transcript is spliced from 3 exons. Bases 141 to 533 code for a protein of 130 amino acids. NCBI's taxonomy places the organism in Eukaryota, Viridiplantae, Streptophyta, Magnoliopsida, Caryophyllales, Amaranthaceae. Gene Ontology annotation, cellular component: photosystem I; membrane. The record is from RefSeq and is a predicted model, not a curated record.